Messenger RNA from Cladophialophora yegresii CBS 114405, 3786 nucleotides. RefSeq lists its product as uncharacterized. Bases 1 to 3786 code for a protein of 1261 amino acids. Gene Ontology annotation, molecular function: ubiquitin protein ligase activity. Gene Ontology annotation, biological process: protein polyubiquitination. Lineage: Eukaryota; Fungi; Ascomycota; Eurotiomycetes; Chaetothyriales; Herpotrichiellaceae. The record is from RefSeq and is a predicted model, not a curated record. The transcript has a single exon.
AUGCAUCAUGGGAAAAAUGCCUCUAAAACUGCGGGCCUGGACGAUGCAGCAAGAGACACCCUCGACAAACAGGCACGCGUGAAGACCGCUGAUCUAGGCUUCCAUGCGCCAGACUACAUCCUAGACGAUAUCAUCCCGGUCACAGACCCCAAACUCAUCUACAGCAAUAUUCAUGCCCAGCGCGACCGCCGUCUUCGCUUACUUAUACGCCGGUACACGAACCAAAUCCAGUACGGCUGUCGCAAUGUUAACUGCGCAACUCCGACCUGCUUGAGCUACCGGAGGAGAAACAGUACAGCGCCGUUGAGGCAAUACACCGAGCUGAGCGCAAGAACAUUGGCGUGUCAGUUGGUAGAAGAGUAUGGUCGAAGUGGCAAGGACACAGCAUUGGGACUCUGCCCAAAUGAGCCUGUCGUGCCGUGGUACGAGGAUCCCACACAUGCUAAGAGGAGGAACAGUCACGAAAAGCUAUCACCACAGAGACAAGAGAAUGGCCAUCUCCCAAGGCGGGCGAGCCGCAUGCCGCAUACAAGAGACUCUUCCAGGCAAUCGCCGGUCAAUGACCAUGGACCACGAAGACACGGUCCCGAUGGUGUGGUUGAAGCAGGGAGGCGCAUUCGCAAACUGGAUUCUACCAUUGCGGAAGGACUUCCUGAGGUUGCUAACCUCUUGAAUACAACUGUUCUACGACCGAACCCGGACAACAAAGAAGCCAGAAGCGAGGACCUUACCCGUGACCUGUCUCAUUCAACUUCGACUCCCACGAAGCCGAAGGAUCUGGCUUCCUUUACACAGACACUAUUUGAUCUAGUCCCACUGCGUAUCCUCAACUGGCUGCCUGUUAGGACUGGCAGCAGUACUGGAGAUGACGCGGUAUCCGCCGCUGGUGCCACCCAUCAAGAGCAGACUCCUGCUGAUGCCACCCAAGAUAGUGGCACAAGAUCCGAACAACGUACCACCGAAACAGUAACAGAUGGGACAAGCGAUCAAUAUCAUGACGCGCCAGCAGUCCGCCAGGAAUCCACGUACUCGCUCAAGACAUUAACAUGGCAAAACGUGACGUGGCUGCUGUCGAAGGACCGAAAAGAAGAUCCUGGUUACUAUGGGCGAUUUACCCCGUUUAUUAAACAGAGCUUCGCAUAUUGUCUCAGUGAUCCUGAAAGGCUGUGUAAGUCAGUCAAAGAUAUUCAGGAGAGUGUCAGGUCUGGCGCAUACAAGCCGCAGGAGAAGUGUGACCCAGCCACCAGAGCACAAUGCAGCCAUGGUCAGCACGUCCCCUCUGUCUUGCCGACCUAUUCGGUCGCUACAACAACACCGGGCGACAUGCGAGCGCUAUUGUACGGACUCUCCACUCUUCAAACCUUCAACGAACGAGAUCUUCUCAUGACCAGCGUUCUGGAAGCACUACAACACUCGUACACCCUGCCGUCGUGGCUGCAGAGCUGGCAGUCUGGAAAGCGUCGUCGUUCGUGCAGCGCAAGUGGCGAGAAGGCGUUGACGAAGAGACAACGACCAUCUGACGACGCGAACGCUUGCGCCGCUCAUCCCUCAAACGUCGUGGGAUCCGACUUGCUGCUCGAGAAUCAUCUACCUGCAAUUCACCUGGAAGACCCCCAGGUGACCGAGCUCUGUCUUGUGGCACUACUGUUCCUCGCAACCACCAUUUUUAAUCCUAGAAUACCUGCGUCGUCAAAAGCCGCUCGCUGGCUAGACAAGCAAGAUUUCAUCAGCUUCAGGGAUGAGAGAAACCUUGGGCUCGCUCAUGCGUCUUUCCGGAGGCACUUACAAUUCCAGAACCUCGCAACCUUGCGCGAAGUGAUCGAGGCUAUUGAUGUGUCCGAGGACUGGUCCGUACAUCGGCUGCUUUUAGGCUUGAUGGAUGUGAUCAGCCAUCGACUGACAAUUACCAAAUGGGCAAAGACGUUGAAGGCCUCGAAAGGCGCGAAGUCGAAGCAAUCAACCAUCGUCGAAUCAAUUGUCGCUCGAUUUGACCGCAACUUGCUUUCCCAGGGUGAGGCCGAUAAAUCCAGCUGGCUCGGCACAGCGGCCGUCGAGCUGGUGAGAACCGUAAUGCUCACAGAUUGGGAUCGUUCUGCCAUCAUCCAGCGAGGUGGACCUGUAGGUGGUGCACUGGAGCUGCUUGCAGAAAUAUACCGCCAGAGGCAAGACUUGGAACUGCAUCACGGUCUCUUCUGGAUGCCCUUCAUUGCAGAUGCCUUUGAUGACAUGUCUAUGCCUUCGGAGUGGCUGUCUUUUCGAGCCGACAACCGUCGAACGCAUCUCCUCUCCUUCUCCUUUCUCUUCCGGCCCGAGGUCCUGGUGAAAUACUUCCGGGCAAUGAACAUCGCCAUUAUGAAGAAGGCCCAUGAGGAUGCGAUUGUCGUUUUCAACGAUACAAGGCAAUACAUUUGGGCAACGCCAGCAAUCCCAAUCCACGGCGCGAAAGAGGUGUUGGCUCAUCUCAGACCUCAUAUGGCCAGAUACUUUGUGCUGACAAUCCGGAGAGAUGAUAUUUUGAAUGACGCCAUCAAUCAGAUCUGGCGCCGUCAACGGCAGGAGAUAAUGCGACCCCUGCGGGUGCGUAUCGGCAAGGACGAGGGUGAAGAUGGCCUCGACCAUGGUGGAGUCCAACAAGAAUUCUUCAGACUUGUCUUUUCGGAAGCGUUUCGACCCGACUAUGGCAUGUUCACAGUUGAUGACAUGACUAGAAUGGCCUGGCUUCAGCCAGGUUCACUGGAACCGCUCUACCGAUUCGAAGCGUUGGGCAUAUUGAUGUCACUGGCUAUCUACAACGGCAUUACAAUUCCUAUCACCAUGCCGCUUGCUUUCUACCGCAAGCUUCUCGGGCUCAAGGUCAAGAAGCUUGACCAUAUCGCAGAUGGCUGGCCUGAACUGGUGAGAGGCUUGAGGACAAUGUUGGGAUGGGCCGAUGGUGACGUCGGUGACGUGAUCGCCAGGACUUAUGAGUUCAGCUAUGAGUUCUGUGGCAGCACCGUCACCGUCGACAUGCAAAAGUUUGGUCGAGAUGAUCCAUGGCCACCGACAAAGCUGCGGACGAGUAAAAGGGGCAAGGAGAAAUCGAAAUCCGCAUCUUUUGAAAUACCUCUGGAUUCGGCGUUGACGCCGCCAUCUCACACGUCGCCCAACUCGAGUCCUACGAUCUCGACCGCUCCGAUCCUGAGCCGAACCUCCUCCGUUGAGCUCAGGGGCAUUUCGACCCCUCAGAGUAUCGACAGUGAUGCGCUGGAGACCCCACAAGUCGAAGAAGCGGCUCUCGUCACCAAUAUGAACCGCGCGCAAUAUGUCAAGGAUUACAUCCACUGGCUCACGCACAAAUCCGUUGAACCGCAAUAUGAGGCGUUCGCCCGCGGCUUCUACACCUGUCUCGACCGCACCGCCCUUUCAAUCUUCACGCCUGAAGCCCUCAAAGUGCUGGUCGAAGGCUAUGCCGAUAUCGACAUUGACGAGCUUCAACACACGGCCACUUACGACGAAUACGCGGCCACUGAUCCCACCAUUCUCGAUUUCUGGAGCGUGGUUCGCAACAUGUCACCAGAACAACACAAACAACUACUCGAGUUUGUGACGGCGAGCGACCGUGUCCCUGUCAAUGGGAUGAAGAGUGUCACCUUCAUUAUCCAGAAGAACGGCGAGGAGGAUACGAGGCUGCCUAGUUCUAGUACCUGCUAUGGUAGGCUUUUGUUACCGCAGUACUCGAACAAGAAGACUCUCGAGGAGAAGCUCACCAAGGCGAUUGAGAAUUCGGCGGGGUUUGGGACCUUGUGA